Molecule: messenger RNA, 1544 nt
Organism: Olea europaea var. sylvestris
Lineage: Eukaryota; Viridiplantae; Streptophyta; Magnoliopsida; Lamiales; Oleaceae
Product: subtilisin-like protease SBT1.8
Exons: 1
Biological process (GO): proteolysis
Molecular function (GO): serine-type endopeptidase activity
Source: RefSeq, a predicted model, not a curated record
GCACUCGGUGCAUUUAGCGCAAUGGAAAAAGGAAUAUUCGUGAGUUGCUCUGCUGGAAACAGCGGUCCAUUCAAUUUUUCAUUGUCAAACGAGGCCCCAUGGAUUCUCACGGUUGGUGCAAGCACUAUUGAUAGAAAACUAAGAGCUGUUGCUGUGCUAGGGAAUAACGAGGAGCUCGAAGGUGAAUCAGCAUUUCAGCCUAAAGAUUUCCCUUCAAUGCAAUUGCCUAUUGUUUACCCUGGAUUGAACAUUAGUGAUUUUAGAGCCGCGUAUUGCACUCCAAGUUCGUUGAAUAAUACUGAUGUCAAAGGAAAGAUAGUCCUUUGCGAAAUAGGUGGUGGGACAACAAGAAUUGCCAAAGGACAAGCAGUGAAGAAUGCCGGUGGCAUAGCCAUGAUUCUUCUUAACAUAGAGCGCCAAGGCUUUAGUACAGCAGCUGACUCUCAUGUUCUUCCAGCUACAAAUGUCAAUUAUGAAGGCACACAAAAGAUUAUAGCAUAUAUAAAUUCGACAUCCACUCCAACAGCAACAAUAGUGUUCAAAGGAACAGUAAUUGGCGAUAAAAGUGCUCCUAUGGUGGCUUCAUUUUCUUCCAGAGGUCCCAGUCGCGAGAGCCCUGGAAUCUUGAAACCUGACAUCAUAGGCCCCGGUGUUAACAUUCUUGCUGCGUGGCCUAUCUCUGUAGAAAAUAAUUCCAAUACAAAAUCGACAUUCAACAUAAUUUCUGGUACCUCUAUGUCAUGCCCACACCUCAGUGGUAUAGUGGCAUUGCUCAAAAGCACACACCCGGAUUGGUCCCCUGCCGCCAUUAAGUCAGCAAUCAUGACUAGCGCCGAUAUUGUGAACCUCAGUGAUACUCUCAUUGAAGACGAGAGGCUCGUUCCAGCUAACAUUUUUGCUACCGGAGCUGGCCAUGUCAACCCUUCGAAGGCAAAUGAUCCGGGGCUGAUUUAUGACAUUGAACCUCGAGACUACAUUCCUUAUCUAUGUGGUUUGAAUUACACAAACCGACAUAUAAGUGUGAUUUUACAACGUAAGGUAAAUUGCUCGGUGGAAUCAAGCAUAUUGGAAGGGCAACUGAACUAUCCAUCAUUUUCCAUCAUGUUCGGAUCAUCUAGUCAGACAUAUACAAGGACAAUGACAAACGUUGGCGAGGCCAAUGCAACAUACACCGUCAAUAUUGUUCCACCUCAAGGCGUGAGUGUGACUGUCAAACCUCCUACUCUCAAUUUCUCAGAUUUGAACCAAAAGUUGACAUAUGAAGUUACAUUUAGAAGAUUAGACACUGCUUCUAACACUACCAACUCUCAUGGAUAUCUUUUAUGGAAGUCAUCUAAACAUUCCGUGAGGAGCCCUGUUGCCGUGUUUGAGACAAAAUUGUAGGAUUGCAGUUUCGCUCUCUAAUUUUCUUCAGUGAAUUUGUGUAAUUUAUAUUUCUUGAUUCGUAAAGGUUUAACGAGCUUUUAGGCUCUUCAUGUGUUGAAUAAAUUUGUAUCUUACCAGACAUCAAAGAUCAAUAGUCUAUCUUCUUUCUUUUAUCUUCA